This is a messenger RNA of Babesia bovis T2Bo, 1260 nucleotides long. RefSeq lists its product as uncharacterized. The transcript has a single exon. Lineage: Eukaryota; Apicomplexa; Aconoidasida; Piroplasmida; Babesiidae. The coding region runs from base 145 to 1116 and encodes 323 amino acids. The record is from RefSeq and is a predicted model, not a curated record.
GAGAUAAAUCUUUACAGCCAAACCUAAUGCUAUAGCGUUAAUGUGUAAUUAGAUGGCACGAUUAACACCUAUUUAGAGUCCAAUGUGUAAUUGUUUACUGAUUCCGCACUAUGGUUUACAUAUUUUGUGAUAUGCAUUAUAGUUAUGGAUCCUUUGCUGGAUUCUUCUAGUGGCAGGCAGGUUUUGUCUCAUGUCGUAGCUGUUUUUAAUGACGCAUACGUGCGUUUUACUCCGAUGAAACUUCUGGAAGACAGCAUUCUGGACAAUGCAUUUAGUUUAAUGGGCCGUGAUGUUCACUUUUUUACAAUAUUCGACUGGCGAGGGAUCAUGCGACGUCAUUUUUGUUUAAAGUAUGCAGGAUGCCGUAUGAGACAGAUCAGAGUGUCAUACGAUUUUGAACGUUCAUCAUUAACUGAUAUGAAGAAUGUCGAUUUUACCAAUGGACCCGAAACGGAUUCUCAUGGUGAUUUGCACAAUAGUUUUUACUUGGAAUAUAAAGGGUCAGAUACAGUGAUAUCGCAAUUUAAUCCAUCGCAUCACUCACACUGUAAUGGUAUUCGUUUAACCUUUUUGGAUCGUGCUCAUUCGCACUAUAGGAUUAUAAACGUUAAUUUAGGGCCUAAAUUGCCAUAUAAAUGUGAUGGAGACGUCGUUAAUACUGAUUGUUAUGAUACAGAUUCUAGGUAUGCUGUUCCAUCGGAUGAAUACAUUUUGCAAAUUGGACUUCAGAAAGAGCUACACAUGCUGGAGGAAAAUGGGAUACCACUUCCUGAUCUAUUGAUAUCUGUUCAACCUAGGUUGUGGCACAUACUACGACACAUAUUUUCUUCUUUCUACAUAAAGUGGAUAAACCCAAUGCUGAGUGCAUUAUCAUAUUCAGGCAGGCAUUAUCUGGAACAGCCCACAGACUUCCUUUUAGCUAUUGACAGUAUAAUCAGACGACUAAGUUCAUCAUGUUAUUAUGGAUACAGUAUUGUUCACCAAUUCGGUCCUUGCGGUGUACCUCCCUGGUUUUUAGCCGCAUCUGAACUUUAUGAGUGCUUCGGUCUAUCUUGGCAAAAUUUGAGUAAAUGUAUCGACACAUUCUUUGACUGUGAACGGCGAAAUGGUCGUUAAGAUGAUUACCUUGGGAUCAACAACAUUAGCUGUUCUCUGAUUUGUGUAGCUUGGGAUAUAGUGAGCCUUUGCAUAAGUUGUUUAUUUGUUUCUCCCUGUGGGAGUAUCAUUGAUAAACCUGAGAUUGUCUGACACAGAUAUUAU